This is a messenger RNA of Chara braunii, 2624 nucleotides long. The record is from the annotation of a GenBank genome assembly. NCBI's taxonomy places the organism in Eukaryota, Viridiplantae, Streptophyta, Charophyceae, Charales, Characeae.
GGGCUAUGUUUUCUUUUUCGCAUUUUCGAUUUUUCCCACCGGGCAUCGAUCCCAACACCCCGCCGCAAGAUCCACGUGCGUUGUCGGGCUCGCUCUCCUGCUCUCUCUCGCUCUCUCGCUCUCUCGGUCUUUUGGGCCUGUUUUUGGCGCGGUGUCAUCCUGAGCAUCUUUCUUUCGCAGUUUGCUUGCACUGCCCCGCGUUUUUUGGAUUGCAUGUGCUAUUGAGAGGAAGAGAGAGAGAGAGAGAGAGAGAGAGAGAGAGAGAGAGAGAGAGAGAGAGAGAGAGAGAGAAGCUUUGAGCUAUGGAGCCCUCCGUUGUGGAAGAGCGGCUUCUUCUCGAGCUGAACGGCAGAUCAGAGAAAGGCGAUGUCGGCGGCGAUGACGGGGCGGUGCACUCGGAGGAUUUCGCAAAGCUCCUUGGAGUGGAACACGUGGCAAUCGUUGGGGUUAUCAAGAGUCUUCAGGCGCAUGAACUUAUUGAUGUCCAGGAACAAGACUGCAAACGAUGCACGGUAACGGAGGAAGGAGAGAGCUAUGCUGCGGAUGGCUCGCCAGAGGCACAGGUCUUUCGGAAGGUCCCGGCCGAUGGCAUUGCAAUGAACGAGCUCAAGGGACUUGUUGGGAAAGUUUAUGACAUUGGGUUCAAACAGGCCAUGCAGUCGAAAUGGAUAUCUAUUCAGAAAGGCGCGGUCACUACGGUCCACCGGAAGGUGGAGACAAUUCAGGAUAAAGUCCAGGAAAUUCUUGUGGGAGUGAAGAAGGGGUUGGAGUUCUCUGAGAAGGAGAUGGAACCGUUGAGGAAGCGGAAGCUUAUCUCUGUGCAACCGUACAAAGUCUACGUCCUACGCAAGGGCCCAAAAUUUGCUCUGAAAAAGACCAAGCCAGCAACGGACCUCACACGAGACAUGUUGGCAAGCGGUGCAUGGAAGACCCAGGAAUUCAAGAUGUACAAUUUCAAUGCACUGGGAAUUCCUACUGCAGGAGGCCAUCUGCAUCCACUUUUAAAGGUGCGUGCACAAUUCCAGAAGAUCUUCUUGGAGAUGGGGUUUGAAGAAAUGCCGACAAAUAACUUCGUUGAGAGCAGCUUCUGGAACUUCGACGCAUUAUUCCAACCUCAGAUGCAUCCUGCAAGAGACUCGCAUGACACGUUCUUCCUUGCAGAGCCUGCAACUGCAAGAAGUUUCCCUGAAGAUUACCUGGAGAGGGUUAAAAAUGUUCAUGAGCGAGGCGGCUAUGGAUCGACAGGUUAUGGGUACGACUGGAAGCGAUCUGAGGCGGCAAAGAACCUUCUCCGGACGCACACAACGGCAGUGUCUUCAAGGAUGCUCUACAAGUUAGCUCAAGACGGAUUCCAGCCUAAGAAAUAUUUCUCCAUCGAUAGAGUGUUCAGAAAUGAGGCAGUGGACAAAACCCAUCUCGCAGAGUUCCAUCAAAUUGAAGGUUUAGUUUGCGACCGAGGGCUCACGCUUGGCGACCUGAUUGGAAUGCUGAACGAGUUCUUUGGCCGCCUAGGGAUUAAGAAGCUGCGCUUCAAGCCCGCAUAUAAUCCAUACACAGAACCAAGCAUGGAGAUCUUCAGUUACCAUGAGACUUUCCAGAAAUGGGUGGAAAUUGGCAAUUCUGGGAUGUUCCGCCCUGAAAUGCUGCUUCCUAUGGGGCUUCCGUCUGACGUCAGUGUCAUUGCCUGGGGUCUCAGUCUAGAAAGGUUGAUCUUACGAUGAUAAAGGACAACCCGGUCUGCAGACUGGGUAUGUGAUGACGACAUGGAGGAGGAGGAGGAGGAGGGAGGAGCCAUGCAAGGGCGAGGGUGGUCCUCUGCCUGAUCUACAUGGCAAGCUGCAGACGAUGAGCAGUAGUGGUGCUCCGCUUCAUGAUCUACAUGGCAAGCUGCACACGACGAGCAGUAGACAGGCGAGGAAUUGAAAAGAAGAAGAAAAAAAACGGGAAAAAAAGGCGAGGCGAGCAAUUCAAUGCGAGGGUGGAUGCAGCAGAACAUCACAUGAACGUUGUCCUGCAGAGCACGACACAGUUUUUUGCUCAAGUAUUUGAUGUACGGACAACGUACACGGAAGGAAGCAACAGAUGGAAAUAGAGGUAGGUAGGCCCAAUGUGAGUGGACCGGGAGACGUUAGAGGUGAAGGUGUGUGCUUGUUUGCUUGGUGAGGAGGAGGACGGCGACGAGGACGAGCACAGGGAUGUUGUGUGUGUGGCAUUUUGUGUUGUUGUUUUGGAGGCGUGCAAUGAAUUUGGACGGGUUUCAGGCUCUCUCCAGUCUGCCUGCCAUUUUUGCAGAUGUGUAUGGGAUUAUUUGAAAGCGGUUUUUGAGUUGUGAAGCAAUUGAGGACAUAAGUGACAUAACUCAAUUUUGACGGAAUUGGUGCCGGCGAUUGAUUCACAAAAAGCGGUUUUUGAGAUGUUACACUUCUUUUAUUUUGAAAUUUGAAAAUUCUGACAAUUUUGAUGGAAUUGCUGCGGGCGAUUGGAGAGGGAGGUAAAUCCCCUAUUUGUACUGCUUGCCUUGCGCUGAGGUUUUUAAUGCAUGUGGACAUGGGUCGUGUCCAGAUGCAUUAAAAAUGUUGGUGGAUGGGGAGUGGUGCAACUAGGCCCACAGGCAAACGGACAGA